AGAGCCGAUAAGUUACGAUUGCUGAUUGACCGGUGUAGUCAGUGAAUUCACAACGUGUAAAAAUUAAAGCAUCAGAACAAUUUCCUGGAAAGGAAAAGAUGGAAAGACGAGGAGAAAAUGGAGAUGUUGUACGAAAUCACGCACAAGAUGCAGGAGAGGAUGACAACACUUUUGAUCAACAAAUUAAAGUACAAAGACUUGUAAAUGAAACACAGAAAUUUCGAGAGGAAAUAUCGGAGAAGAUAAAGCGAAACAUUGAAGAUUCGUUUGAUUCAUUCCUGUCGGACAUUGAACUCAUAAAUCAAUCUGUUCAUGAUGAAAAUAUUAACUUGUCUUUCUCAACAAAUAGAAAUACCUGCUGUAAUGCGUAUAAAGAAUGUCAUGAAUAUGUGAAAAAGAAAGAGAGAGGAGAACUUCCAGAUAAAGAGUUUGUUGCUAGGCGAUCAGUACUGACAGAUUUGUUUGAGAUCAGUCAUAUACGAAGUAUAUACCAUGUUUUUGUUGCCAUUCUCAUCAUCUUCUCUAUCAACACUAUACUCAUGGACAUUGUGGAGAAAGGCUCACUAGGACUUGAAUUCAACCUUUUAACAUGGGGUUUAGGUAAAUUUCCAAAAGUGGUCUCCCUUUGGUUAUGUAUGCAGUUUAGUACAUUGAUAAUUGUCUACCCUGGAUUUUAUGGCUGGAGUGUUUAUAGACCAGAAGGAAAAGCAGGUUUGUUUGACUAUGUAGGGCUAGCCCUGUAUGUCAUUUACCAGAGUUUCUUUAUGGUCAUACCUGUUGUAUACAUAUUUGAAAAUGAGAUACCACCUGGGUCAGCUUGCAUCAUUACAUGUGAACAGUUGAGGUUCAUGAUGAAAUCCCAUGCAUUUGUCAGAGAAAACUUUCCGAAGGUUUUGGAAUAUAACAGCAAAGAUAGUAAAGAUCAUGAACAGAUAUUCCUUAAUCUGUCAUCAGAGGAAAUUGUCAAUGAACAGCUUUUUUGCAAUACUACAUCCUGGUUAAAUGCUUUUGCUGAAUGUUACGUUUUUGCUGACAGAAUGUUUUACAAGGAUUGGUGGAACACAACAUCAUUUGCCAGCUAUUACAGAACAUGGAACAUUGUUGUACAUGACUGGCUUUAUACAUAUGUUUAUAAAGAUUUUUGCAGAGUUCUAGGACCAAGAUAUAGGAGUUUGUCAAUGGCAUUGGUAUUUCUGAUAUCUGCUGUGGUACAUGAGUAUGUCAUAGUGAUGGCUCUUGGCUUCUUUUAUCCUGUCUUGUUUUUUAUGUUCAUGGGAGCUGGUUUUGGUUUCAUCUUUGUGAAAGGCACAGGACGGAGUUGGAAUGUCUUUUUAUGGCUGGCUUUAUUUAUGGGAAUGGGAGUCUUAUUCUGUGUGUACAAUAUGGAAUGGUUUGCAAGACAAAAUUGUCCAGAAAAUUAUGAUCAGUUUAUGGAUCGUAUAUUGACCCCGAUCAUGACCGUGCAACUAUUGAUCUGCAUGAAAGAAGUAACGCAGCAGAAUCCUGACUGA
Molecule: messenger RNA, 1511 nt
Organism: Ruditapes philippinarum (Manila clam)
Lineage: Eukaryota; Metazoa; Mollusca; Bivalvia; Venerida; Veneridae
Product: sterol O-acyltransferase 1-like
Exons: 16
Coding region: 99-1511 (470 amino acids)
Biological process (GO): cholesterol metabolic process
Cellular component (GO): endoplasmic reticulum membrane
Source: RefSeq, a predicted model, not a curated record